Messenger RNA from Mucor mucedo, 2210 nucleotides. RefSeq lists its product as uncharacterized. NCBI's taxonomy places the organism in Eukaryota, Fungi, Mucoromycota, Mucoromycetes, Mucorales, Mucoraceae. The coding region runs from base 403 to 2142 and encodes 579 amino acids. The transcript has 8 exons. The record is from RefSeq and is a predicted model, not a curated record. Gene Ontology annotation, biological process: phosphorelay signal transduction system. Gene Ontology annotation, molecular function: 3',5'-cyclic-nucleotide phosphodiesterase activity.
UUUCUUUCCUCUUUCUUUCACUUUUUCAUUUUUUUUUUCUCUUUUCUUAUACACAUUCCUAACUCCCUUUCUCUUUAUUUUAUAUACUUUUUUCUUUUCCCGUUUUAAAUGGAUCCACAAACAUGUACUAUUAUUUUAUUAAAGCAAACAAAUCCAUUUUAUAUUUCAGACAAUGAUGAAGACACAACUAUUGCUUUACUAAAAAGUGUAUUUGGACAUGGUAAAAUCUUAUUGUCAUUAUAAUAAAAACAAAGUCAUUAAUUUUAAGCUUUUUGUUUGUUUCAUUUCCCAUUUUUCUUUUUCCUACUUUAUUUUUUCCUUGCCCUAAAUAAAAAAGUCCACAAAGAAUCAAAUCUCGAAUCAUGUCUAAAUUAUGUAAAAUUACUACCAUCAUCUUCAACAAUGUUAUUAUUCGAAUUAGACGGAGCAAUUUCAACAACUGACCAACUCGAUUUGGUCACUCAGCUAGUAGACCGAAUGCCCGAUACAGUACCUGUCAUUAUUUGUUCACCGAAACAGGAUGCUAGUUUUAUGCUCGAAUGUAUUCAAGCAGGCGCCGCUGAUUACUUGCUGGCACCGUUAAGACCAGAUGUUAUAAAGACUUUAUUUUUGACACUUCAUCGGCAGCAUUCGAAAUUAACAGAAUCGACCCUUUAUCAAGAUCAUCUAGUUUCGUCUAGUACCAUUAGUACAGUGACCUCGGUUAUUUCGCCAACUACGCCAACAGUUUUAUCGUCCCAACCGGAUAGAAUAAAGGCAUUACAUAUAAAAGAUAUACAUAAUUUUACGAAAGCUUUAUUGGAUAAUUGUAUCCCAUUGACAUCUAAUACUUGUAAACCAUUGACCAGUGAGAAUAGAAAACGAUUGGAAAAAAAAGUGUCUGUAUGGGAUUUCAGCCCGUUAAGUUUGUCAAAUGAUGAUUUAAUUCACUGUGCGGUCAUUAUGAUUUCCCAAGUAUUCUCAUUAUCCCAAGUAACUCGCUUUACUGAAGAUCAAUUAUACAGUUUUGUGAUUGAUCUAUCAAAUAUAUACAACGAUGAAAAUCCAUAUCAUAAUUUCGCUCAUGCAAUAGAUGUGCUUCAAUGCAUUUAUUUCUUUCUAUGUCAAAUGGGAUUACUACCUUUUGCGGAUGGCUCACCAUUACUAUCAAACCCAAAAUCCUAUCAUAUAUUGAGGCCAAGAGAUAUAUUUGCUUUAUUAAUUGCAGCUAUAGGUCACGAUAUAGCACAUCCAGGCGUGAACAAUGCAUUUCUUAUCAAUACUUCGGCUCCUCUCGCUUUAUUAUAUAACGACAAUUCCGUUUUAGAAAGCUUUCAUGCUAUGACAUUAUUCCAAUUGCUAAAAAAACAUCAGUUCGACAUCGUAUUGGCUGGCGAAUACAAUGAAUUUCGAAAGCUGGUUAUAACAACUAUUUUAGCAACAGAUAUGGCAUUGCAUAGUGAUUAUGUGCUUAAGAUCAAUGAACAGAAACUGCGUUUAGAAGAAAGUGACCCUAACGAUUGGGACGCAGCCAAAUGCUUAGAAGAAAGACUCUUAUUCUGUAGUGGUCUCAUCAAAUGUGCUGACAUUAGUAACGUUGCGAGACCGUUUGAUCGAGCAUUUGAGUGGGCCAAGGUAUUAAUUGAAGAAUUUGCCUCACAGGGUGAUCUGGAACGUGAACUAGGAAUGAAUGUAUUGCCUAUGAAUGAUCGAUCCAAGAUCGUGUUAGAAGAUUUUCAAAUUGGAUUUAUGAGAUUUGUUGCACUUGGUUUAUUUCAGAGCAUAAGUGAUUAUAUGCAAGAAUUGUCUUUUCCUGUAGAUCAUAUAAAAACGAAUUUAGCCAUUUGGGAAGAGAGGAAACGUGAAAAUCCCGUCAUUGAUAUUGCUCAAUCCACAACAACAACAGUAACCGAUGACCAUUGUAAACAUGCGGAAGACGAAGAUUAUCAUUCACAGGCUGUAAGCGCGCUCGGUAAAAACGUAGAUGAUUCUAGUUUUAAACUUCCAAAGAUGCCUGCUGUUGCCAUGACUAGUCUGACACAGAAUACCAAUAACAAUAUAUAUCCACACUCUAAAAACAGCAACCAACGAGAAUACGAUCAUGGAGAAUGGGAUCCGCAAGAAAGCUCUGGUCCUGUUUACUGCCAAUGUACCAUUCAAUAACUAAAAGUGUACUAUAAUCUAUACACCUAUAUACACACUCAAUUACACACACACACACACACACACAC